AUGGAUUCCGAACCACAUGUUUAUGAAGUUAAGCUGUCUGAUAUUGAAUAUGUUUAUAUUAAAUUGACAAGAAAAAUGCCAGCUAAACUCAUUAGUUUCAUUAUUAAAUUAGACUCAGUUAUACCAAAUGAAUUGAAAACAAAAUAUCAACAUAUAGUAAACAUGAUAAAUUUAAAUUCAAGUAAAGUUUAUCAAAAAGAAGAUAUUAUAUAUAUAAUAUCAACAAUUUCUUCUGACGAAAGAUUAAAAGAUCUAUUCGAUAAUAAUACAAAUGUCAAAGAAAUCAUUAAUGAAUAUAGGAAUAAAAAUAAUAUCGAUGAUACGCAUGAUAUUUGUUUAAUGAAUUUAUUGCCAUUUACUGAUAUUUGCAUUCAAUGUAAUGAAAGAUUGACAAUUACAAAAUUUAGAAAUGUUACAUUAAUCGGUGUAGAUUAUAAUACACCAGUCAUGUUAUUUAAAGCUGCAUGUAAGAAAUGUCAUGCUGAUUAUUAUCCGAAUUAUUACCGUGAUAACGUUCAAAAGAAAAAAUAUGUCUCCGCAGCAGUGAUUCAAAAUUGUCGAUAUUUUUAUUUUGGUGGUACAAGAGUGUUUGAUCGUAAUACAUUCAUUGUAUUUACGGCUAAUUUAUUAAAAUGUCAUUUAACAUUCAAUGGAUAUUGUGAUGCUUAUGCUCAUAUACUGAAAGAAACAAUACCGUUCCAUCUAAAUGAUACUCAACAAUUAAAACUAGACCCAAAAUUAUUUCAAUACAAUUGGUUCAUAUUUGAAUUAUUAAGAUUUAUAUUUACGACAACGCAAGAAAAAAUAUUUGAAAUUCCAACUGGAUAUCAAACAACAGAACAACCACAGUAUUAUAGACAAUAUAACGAUCUUUUGUAUUCUCGUUUUGUAUUGUUUUGGUCUCAUCAUAAAAAAAUAUCGAAUAAAUGUAAUCAAGAUUGUUCAACAGUGUUUUUGACAGAUGGACAUCAAAAGCCCAAUCGAAAAAUUUGUAAUUUUGAAAAUGUCUGUGAUAUAUCAAUACCUGAACUGGGUCCAUGUUUAAUUGGCUGUGCAGAAAGUCCUGUUCGUGGUCUAAGUAUGAUAGCUAUUUUUCUCAUUAUUUUUAAGUCUUAG
This is a messenger RNA of Didymodactylos carnosus, 1116 nucleotides long. NCBI's taxonomy places the organism in Eukaryota, Metazoa, Rotifera, Eurotatoria, Philodinida, Philodinidae. The record is from the annotation of a GenBank genome assembly.